AUGCUGGCGGCUGGGCCCGACCACCGGAAAGCCAGGCCUGGGUGGCGCCGCCGUCAUCCGGGCCCUAGAGCCAGGGGGCGCUGCGAUCCCAAGUUUCCCAUCCUCCCCCCGCAGGCCCCCGCCCCGUCCGCUGGGCCGGGCUGGGCCAGGGCGGGCGGCGGGGGUGGAGGCGCAGGCUGGGCGCAGAGGUCGGUGUCUUCGUGCACUGACCUCAGCCGGAGGGCCCGCGGCACCAUGACGGUGGGAGCCAGGCUCCGAAGCAAGGCGGCGAGCAGUCUCCCGCGCUGCAGGACCCUCGCCCGGGGGCGAGGGCGGACGGAGGGGGACGAGGAGGCGGCUGCUAUCCUGGAGCAUCUGGAGAGCGGGGCCGAGGCGGCGGAGAGCGGGGCGAGCGCGCAGCGCCCGGGGACCCGGGGCGCGCGGAGGGUGCACCUCGCGGUCCUCCCCGAGCGCUACGAGCCGCUGGAGGAGCCGGCGCCGGGCGAGAAGCCCAAGAAGAGGUACCGGCAGAAGCUGAAGAAGUACGGCAAGAACGUUGGGAAGGUUGUCACCAAAGGAUGCCGCUACAUCGUGGUCGGCCUGCAGGGAUUCGCUGCCGCCUACUCCGCGCCGUUCGGAGUGGCCACCAGUGUGGUGUCGUUUGUCCGCUAAUGGGAGCUGCCUG
This is a messenger RNA of Kogia breviceps (pygmy sperm whale), 664 nucleotides long. It is a transcript of the gene C1H1orf115, whose product is annotated as chromosome 1 C1orf115 homolog. NCBI's taxonomy places the organism in Eukaryota, Metazoa, Chordata, Mammalia, Artiodactyla, Physeteridae. The record is from RefSeq and is a predicted model, not a curated record.